GUAUACCCCGCACAAGCUACAACGAGCCCCAUAGUUCCAGCCUCUACUUACACUGCUCCGCGAUUUGCAGCCUCACGGAACGCCUAUUAAUAAUCUCUAUGAUGCCGCAGCUGCUAAGCAUUCCUUCGCAAUCAAUCAAUCGACUCGAAAAUUACAAUGGCCGACGCGCAGCAUCUCAGUCCGCCGACGGAACUACAUGGCCGUACUCCUACUCGUACAGCCAGCAAUCGCGGGCGUCCAUUGUCCAGAGCCUCGCGGCAGCACAGUCCGUCUGGCACGGAGCUCGAUGGUCAUAAACUUGCAUCUAAACACCAAAAGCGGUCGCAGUCCGGUUCGGAUUCGGGUUCGGCGGUGUUGUGUUCCAGGCAUCACGCUCGCGACCGAUCUCAGGAUUCGGGAUUGCAGAACUUUCCAGCUCUGGCAGGAUUAGACGCAGGUGGAUGGCAUAUUCUCAGGAGCGGAACACAGAUGCCCGAAUUGGAUGAUGUAGAACAGAUACGAGAAGCGUUACUAAGGCGAGGAGGGAAGAACCUGUGGCAGAUUUUCGGAGACAGGAACUAUGUCGUGGUCAUGUGUACCCAUCCAGACGGUACAAUCGAAGCGUCGAACGUUUCCGAGAGCCAGGAACUUUUGAAACGUCUCGAAGCGGAAGCACCGAAGUCCCAACAAUUUUAUAUCACGAUGAACACGAGGAACGAAAAAAAAGGAACUUCAAAUAUCGGUAAAUAUCUUCGAGCAACUCGCACUCCACUAUGAUUUCCCCGUGGCAUUCAUCUAGACAUUGUUUGACUACGAUCGGCAACCUCGUCACUACGCAUUUGGAAGUAGGGUGCAGUGCUAUAGACCGGGGCCCAAGAUACAAGACUUUUGGUAUACACUACCGGUUCGUCUGGCAAUGAAUUGCUCAGAUCCCCAGGGAUCACAUCGAGAUGCUACGGCAGGGACAUACCAACACAAUGCUUCCAAUCUCCUCCACCUUCACAACCAAAGGAUUGACAUCCGACACCACGACCUUGCUGUACUCUGUCGCCACGACCUAGAGAACAAAAAGACGACU
Molecule: messenger RNA, 1057 nt
Organism: Tricharina praecox
Lineage: Eukaryota; Fungi; Ascomycota; Pezizomycetes; Pezizales; Pyronemataceae
Exons: 5
Coding region: 157-756 (199 amino acids)
Source: RefSeq, a predicted model, not a curated record